AAAAACAGCUGUCAAAUAAUGCAAGGAGAACGGCCAUUUUUCUAAAACACAAACAAGACGAGAAAGCGAGUUAUGAAAAUAUUCGCAGCGAACGUUGGUCAGAGGAAAUUAUAAUUAAACGUGAUUCAAGCAAAUAUUCAACAUAUAGUUGCAAGGAAGUAACCUGGAGAUAUACAGGUCAUUGCAAAAUACACGCAUAUGUUGUUAAAAACAGGAUUUAACUAAUGUUAGUUACAUUCCAAUUUCGCUAAAUUUGCAGUUACCAGCUAGCUAAGUUGUAGCUGGCUAGCUGGCUACUUAGCUGGCUAGCUAGUGCGACCAGCUUUCAACAAAAGGUGUUUAGAGGAAAGGAGGAACAAUAGACCCGAUGGAAAUACUCAAGCAGGAGUAAGAAGACAGAAGUGGAGAGAAUAAUAAAUGCAUGUGAAGAAGAUACACAUAUCGCUCCCCGUGAUCUCCUGUUCGUCACAAUUUUGUUUCAUGGUCAUUUAUUAUGAUCAACUCCCAUGUUGUAAUUACUGGUGCUAUUUGUCGGUAAACAUUUUGUUUUCAUUUGUUGAUUGGUGAGCUUGCUGUUACAUUUGGUCACUCCGUCACCUCACCUAACCCCUUUCCCAGAGCCUUGCAGCUAUUAUUCAGUGUAACAGAUUUGUUUGGCCCAAGUACACCCACUCUAAACCACUGCACACAGAAGAACCAAAUAGCCUUUAACCCCCUCGUCGUAUCUGGACCGAACUGGUUCAAAUCCUCUGGACAAGAAGCCUUGAGCUCCAGUUGAAGAGAGGAGUAUGACUGCUGAAACACUUAACUUCGGCCCAGAAUGUUGUCUAGGGGAAGAUAAUGGGCGAUGCAUAUCCAACUUAAACUUGAGGCUCCGUGCACUAUCCAGAGGGCGGAGUGUGACGUCCCCCCCUCCCUCUCCAGCAUUGCCAAAGUCCAAGCUGGCCGAUUACCGCUAUGGUCGCGAGGAGAUGCUAGCACUUUAUAUCAAAGAUGACAAGCCCCCAGAGGAUAUCACGCAGGAUAAGGAGUUUGCUGCUAUCCUGCAGGAUGAGCCUGUGCAGCCUUUGGCCCUGGAGCCUCUAACUGAGGAGGAGCAGAGAAACUUCUCCAUGUCUGUGAACAGUGUGGCUGUGCUGAGGUUGAUGGGAAAGGGAGGCGGGGCCGCCCCUGCAGCUGUGGCCAAGGGUCGUGGAGGAGGCAUCAGAGGGAGAGGAAGAGGUGAAGGUGCAUUCUACCAAAGAGCUCCUGGAGGUCCUGAUGAUGGAGAGGUGGGCUUUGGUCGUGGCCGAGAAAUGCUCCGCAGCCAAAGCUGGGAUGACCGAGCUGAGAGGCCCAGGUUUGAGAAGCCAAUCAGGCGUGCUGAGGUAGUGCGUCCAGGGUUUGAGGAGGCGGGGCCUCUUGGCAGGAAGGACUCCUGGCGUGCCGACAGCGACAACUGGCGUACCCUCCGGGAGGAGGAAGAAGAGGCAGCAGCAGGAGGAGGAGGGGGAGAGCAGCCAGCCUGGAGAGUUGCAGGAACCCGCCGUGAUGAUGGGGGUCCUCGGUCUGCAGGCUGGCGUGAUCAUGGCGGCCGGAGGAAGUUUGAGUUUGACUUCCGUGACAGCGAGGGCCCCCGCAGGGAGGACGACAGGGAUGGCCUUCCUGAGUGGUGUACAGAUGAAGAGGAUGGAGAGAUGGGCACCUUUGACUCCUCGGGGGCCUUCAUGUGCAUCAAGAAAGGCUCCAAGGGCACCAUCACCGAAGAGGAUCUGGAGUUUGAAGCUCUAGAGGAAGGCAAGGACAACGGUCAGGAAGGCAAGGACAACAGUCAGGAAGGCAAGGACAACUAUAAGGAUAACUACACUGACAGAGAUGAGUGUGAAGCAGCAUGUGAGGGGGUGGUCAAGUACAGGACUCCAUCUCCUCCUGCUGUCUCGGCCCCUCCCUCCUCAGACCCUCUCCCUGCCCCUUGUGCCCCAGAGGCUCCCCUGGCACCCAUCUCCCACCCCUCCAAAACCAACCAUGUGCAUACUGAAGGCAGCUCACCUCCAGGGAGUGGUGCUCAGCUCAGUCCAGACCCCCCCUCCUCCACCACCACUUCCUCUGGCCUGAUGCCUCCUCCCUCCUUCGGAUCUCUCCUCCCAUCAACAGGGGGAGAAGUGGAGGAGGACGAGGGCAUGAAGCACCUACAACAGGAGGCUGAAAAGAUGGUGGCAUCUUUGCAGGACACAUCCCUUGAGGAGGAGUGUUUCACUCAAGCACUGCAGGAGAGCCACAACAUUACCUCCCAAUCUCACACACACCCAGCCCCACACUCACACACACACACCGCUGGACACACACACUCCCACUCUGCCCAUAGGGACUGUGCCCUGCCCCUCUCCCAUGAGGCAGCCAUGAAGUGGUUUUACAAGGACCCCCAGGCAGAGAUCCAAGGUCCCUUCUCCACAGUGGAGAUGUGUGAGUGGUUCCAGGCAGGCUACUUCUCCAUGACCCUGCUGGUAAAGCGGGGUUGUGAUGAGGGCUUCCAGCCCCUGGGUGACGUCAUCAAGAUGUGGGGGCGCGUGCCCUUCUCCCCCGGCCCCUCCCCCCCACCCCUGCUGGUGAGACAGCCUCCACCACCUCGGGGGUCCUCUGGCAAUAUGGAUCAGGAGCUGCUGAAGAAACAGUUAGAACAGGCAGCCACUGCAGCUCUAUACCAGCAAUUGCAGAUAAGGUUUCAGCACAUGAACAGGAGUGGGGAAUCGAGCAUGAUGCCCUCGAUGAACAGGUCCAUGUCAGUACCAGAUAAUGGGUCUAUGUGGGACAUGCGUACCUCAGCCUCCCAGCAGUCAGGAGGUGAGACCAACCUAUGGGACUUAAACAUUAGUCAUUCCACUCAGGGGCCAUCUCUGGAGCAGCUACACAAGCUCCAGGACCGGCGUGAGGCUGAACUCAGGGCCAAGCGAGAGGAGGAGGAGAGGAAGCGGCGGGAGGAGAAGAGGAGGCAGCAGGAGGAGCAGAAGAGGCGUGAGGAGGAGGAGCUGUACAGGCGUAAGCAGCAGUGUCGGCAGCAGCAGGAGCUGAUCCUGAAGCUGCUGCAGCAGGCCCAGCCCGGGGGCCCAGGGUGUGUCUCUGGGUCAGGGUCCGUGUGGAGUGGCCCCCAGGUCUCAGCUCUCUCCAAGCAAGGCAAGAGCCUCAGCCUGCUGGAGCUGGAGACCGAGAGGCUGCUCAAACAGCAGUCCCAGCACCAGAGGGCCCAGCAGCAGAGGGACAGGCAUGGAGGCCUGUCUAUGGGUCAGUGGGGUGAGGGGUCUGUGGGCAUGUGGUCUGGUGGGGGCAUGGAGCCCAAAGGCAGCUCUGGAGGUAUGGGUGUCUGGGAGGAGGCUGUGAAGAACCAGAACAGCCUCCGCAACAUGGGCAUGAAGAACAGCCGCAGCAGCCCCUCUCUUAGCGAGCAGUACAUGUUGAGGAAGAAGCGUACAGAGGAGGAGGACAAACUGCUGAAGCUGCUGCAGGGCAUGAAACCCCAGGACGGCUUCACCACCUGGUGUGAACAGAUGCUGCACGCGCUCAACACCUCCGCUAACAACUCCCACUCCUCGUCCCUGGACGAACUAUUCCAUUGCGGAGCCUCCAGUGGCAUGCAGAGGCCAAAUCCAGUAGCCACCAUCGUGGCCUAUCUGAAGGAGGUGGAGUCUCCCUACGAAGUCCUUGACUUUAUCCGCUCCUACCUGGGCGACACUGUGGAAGCCAAAGAGUUUGCCAAGCAGUUCCUGGAGCGGCGUGCCAAACAGAAAGCCAACCACCAGAGACAGCAGCAGCAACAGCAGCUAUCAAAAGAAGUUCCAGGACUGUCUGUGAACAACUUUCCUCUACAGUCCAUGUUCCAGGCAGCCCAGAUGGGGAAGGGAGGAAUGUAUGACAGCCAGGCUGCAAAGAUGAAGAAGAAACAGACCAUGAUGCUUCACUCCGACCCCAGCAUCUUAGGUGUUACGGUCUUAUCAAAGAGUAAUAACUGGAAGAAGAAGCACAGGGCAAGUUUAUUCAUCCCAUUGGGUCGUAUAGCUGCAAAGACGAGAUAUGACGAUACAAGCACAUAUUUGUCAUCUAGGCAGGGUCAACUCCUUACACAUCUAGACAGCCUAUACAUCUCUGUUGCUAGGCAGGAACUUAAUUGGUUCCUCUCACUGGUGUAGUCAUGGUCCUGCCUGAUGCUAGAACCUUCGUGUGCAUGUAUGUGUGUGAGAUAGGACUGUAGUAGCAGGGUCGCUAGGGUCUGGCCAGCCUCCGAGGUUUCUUCUCACUUCUGUUGACUUGACCUCGAGCCGAAUUCCUUGCUCCUCUGUAGUUCUGCAGUUGGCCUGCCUUAUCAAAGACUAACUGUUGCCCUUCGCCUCCCUCAGUAACUUUCUAUACUCAUUCCAUAUUCACCCUUCAUUAACACAGAACAUUAACAGUUAUCAUACAUGUAAUUUAAUCAGUAAGUUCUUAUAUAACUUGUUCUCAACUAGCCUACAUACUUAAAUAAAGGUGAAAUAAAUAAAAACAUAUAUAUAUAUAUAGUGAUAUUUAUGUAUUAAGUUACUCUCCCAUUUUGGGUUCUAUCUACAGAAUACCAUAAACUUCUGGAAUGUGCUUUCCAAAUGUGAAAAGUAG
Salmo salar (Atlantic salmon) is the source of this 4620-nucleotide messenger RNA. Its product is annotated as GRB10-interacting GYF protein 1. The record is from RefSeq and is a predicted model, not a curated record. NCBI's taxonomy places the organism in Eukaryota, Metazoa, Chordata, Actinopteri, Salmoniformes, Salmonidae. Gene Ontology annotation, molecular function: protein binding. Gene Ontology annotation, cellular component: cytosol. Gene Ontology annotation, biological process: insulin-like growth factor receptor signaling pathway.